AUGAAGUUCAAAGAGACACGAAAAUGCUGGGGCGGUCAUGGCAUGCUCGACGAUGCCUUCCUCACUCGGCAAGUACUCGAGCUCGCUUCGAAGAGGAUCAAAGGUGAUGACCUCCUGGUCAUCUUUGAGCUCUCAUCCUGCGCACUCACGAGGGAAAUUCGGUUGCAGCUCACCAAACAGGCUAGUGACAAGCAAGGCAAGGACCGAUCGCACGACCGAAAAGCACCCUUUUCCAGUUUGCCAAUGACACGAUGGGGGCAGAACCUUGGCCCUCGGGGUAUCAACAGAUGGAUGGUCUUCCGCUACCAUCGCCUUUCAAUCUUCAAGUCUCGUUGCCACAUCUUUGCCUGUCGACUUUUAAGUAUAUUACUCUAUUCGCCUGCGAAAACCCCGUCUUUGAUCAAGAUCUUUUUCUCGGGUUCAAUUCUCAGUAUCCUGCGCUCCACCUGCCGCGAUUCGUGCAGAGACGGCAAAGACGAUGGGCAGAACGUUCAGCACUCCUCUCAUCAAGUGCUACACAUAAUGACGGUCUCCCAUGACAACCCUGGGUUACUGGCUGUAAACGCUUCCGAGAUGACAAGACUUUUGUUACAUUAA
Ustilaginoidea virens is the source of this 597-nucleotide messenger RNA. RefSeq lists its product as uncharacterized. The transcript is spliced from 2 exons. Lineage: Eukaryota; Fungi; Ascomycota; Sordariomycetes; Hypocreales; Clavicipitaceae. The record is from RefSeq and is a predicted model, not a curated record. Bases 1 to 597 code for a protein of 198 amino acids.